This is a messenger RNA of Carya illinoinensis, 2334 nucleotides long. RefSeq lists its product as uncharacterized. The transcript has 7 exons. The coding region runs from base 1 to 2334 and encodes 777 amino acids. The record is from RefSeq and is a predicted model, not a curated record. Lineage: Eukaryota; Viridiplantae; Streptophyta; Magnoliopsida; Fagales; Juglandaceae.
AUGGCAUCCUCUGAAACACUUUAUGAAAACUCUUCUAUGGUGAAUCCUUGUGAUGAUUCCUCAAGCCAGUACUAUCUUCAUCCUUCUAACAAUACAGGAGCACUUCUUGUAACUGAAAUCUUUACAGGUGAGAAUUAUAUUGCAAGUAGUCGAUUUAUUUCAAUUGCACUCACUGUCAAGAAUAAAAUCUCCUUCAUUGAUAGAACUUUACUUCAACCUAGAAUUGAUGCUAAUCCUAAGUUUCGAAUUGCUUGGGCGCGAAAUAAGCUCGGCUUCAUUGAUGGAUCUCUUCCUGUUCCAGGCAUAGCUGCUGCUCUGUUUUCUUCUUGGAGUAAAUGUGACACAAUUGUGCUGUCUUGGCUCCUUAAUUCUUUGUCUUCGAAAAUUGCUCAAAGUGUUAUUUACAUUGAAUCCUCUCGUGCAAUGUGGCUGGAGUUGAAGGAGCAUUUUUCACAAGGCGAUGGACCUCGGAUUUUUGAAUUACAGACUGCAAUCUCUGCUCUUCGUCAAGAACAGAAUGAUGUUAGCACAUAUUUCACAGAUUUAAAGAUUUUUUCUCUUGUUGUACAAGAAGAGACACAACGACUUAUUAGUCAUCGUAAUUCUUCUCUUGUCUCUAUUGAAUCAGUAGCUUUAGCUGCUAAAUCUAACAAUUCUUUUAAGAAUUUCAAAGGGAAUGCACGUAGUAGACUUCUUUGUAGUCAUUGUGGUCUUGCUGGACAUAUUGUAGACAAAUGCUUUAAACUUCAUGGUUAUCCCCCUAACUAUAAGUUUAAAGACAAGUCCAAAAGUGGAUCUACAUCUGUUAAUUCAAUCCAACAGUCUGCUAUGAUUGCUGACAAUUUCUCCAGCACCUUGCCUUUCACUGUCAAUCAAUGUCAACAAUUACUGGCUUUGCUCAAACCAACUACUACUGUUGUUACUCCUUCAGCCAAUAUGGCUUUGAUAAUUGAUAGUGGAGCUUCAGAUCACAUGGUUUAUUCUCCAAGUUUUUACACCAGUCCACCUACUACUGUAUCUAAUUCUGUGAAGCUGCCAAAUGUCUCAGAACCUACUUCUGAAACUGUCAUCACACCUACUCAUGUCAAUUCAUCUCGUACUCAGAUUCCUUCACCUCCUACUCUAGUUCCUUCCUCACCUACUCAAGUUGAUCCUUCUCGAAGAUCAACUAGGCCUAGGCAUCCUCCCAGCUAUCUUCAGUCAUAUCAUUGUCAACAUGUUGCUUUGCAAUCUUCUCAUUCUUCUGAUCAACAAAUGGAUGUGAAUAAUGCUUUCCUGAAUGGUGACCUUCAUGAUGAGGUUUAUAUGUCUUUGCCAUCUGGGUUUGACAGUAAGGGGGAGACUGACUUGAUUGAAAGCACAUCAGUUAUCAUACUUUUAGUCUAUGUUGAUGACAUUUUAAUAGCCAGUAAUGAUGAUAUAGCUAUGGCUUCUCUAAAAGCAUGUCUUAAUGCUCAUUUUAAGCCGAAAGACUUAGGUCCUUUGAAAUAUUUUUUAGAUUUAGAGGCUUCUAGAUCUUCUAAAGGAAUCCACCUUUGUCAGAGGAAAUAUUCCUUAGAAAUUAUGGAAGAUUGUGGUCUACUUGGAUGUAAACCAGCUAGUUCUCCGAUAGAACAGAAUUUGAUUCUUAACUCAAGUGAUGGUGAUGAGUUAGAAGAUCCCUCUCAGUAUAGAAGGCUAAUUGGGAGAUUGAUCUACUUGACUAUUACAAGGCCAUAUAUUGCUUUUUCUGUCCAGAAGUUAAGUCAGUUUAUGCACAAGCCACGAAAGCUAAGCAUGACAGCAGCUCAUAGAGUAGUCCAAUAUAUUAAAAACACCAUUGGAUUAGGUUUGUUUUUCUCUGCUUCUUCACCUGACCUUCAACUAAAGAUCUACACAAAUUCUGAUUGGGCUGCAUGCCCUAACACUAGAAAGUCUGUAACUGGCUACACUAUGUUCUUGGGUGAUAGUUUGGCCAAUUGGAAAUCAAAGAAGCAGCAUAUCAUUUCCAGAUCUUCUACUGAAUCAGAGUAUAGGGCAAUGGCAGCAGCUAUUUGUGAAAUAAUUUGGUUGAAGAAUUUGUUAGCAGAUUUUGAUAUUAUACAUCCUCAAGCUACUCUAAUGUAUUGUGAUAGUCAAGCUGUCAUUCACAUAUCUUCAAAACAAGUAUAUCAUGAACGAACAAAACAUAUUGAAUUGGAUUGUCAUCUUGUGAGAGAAAAGCUACAAGCUGGGAUUAUCAAACUGUUUCAUGUCAAAUCCAAUAUCCAAAAAGCAGACAUCUUAACUAAAGUACUCGGUUUGUAUAAGUUUAAUCAUCUCAUUGGCAAGAUGGGGACUAGAAAACAUAUAUAG